ACAAUGCAAACUGACAUGUCUUUUCUCUUCACAGGGAUCACCCUCAUCUCACUGCAGCUGUCCUUUAAGAUCGCCAGCCUGGCCUACACUCCCAUCUACACCAAGGUGUACCAGGCUACACUGGACUGGUUCCCCGGGUUCGUCUUCACCCUGUCCAGCAUCUUCACCGUCCUCGCCACCAUACCUGUCAGCGUGGUGGGCUGCAGAGCUGGCCUGGCUGACGGUUAUGAAAGGAUCCCGGGGGACUGAGGGUGGUGAUGUCAUCGUGUCACCACAUCGGGCUAUGAGACAAUACUGGGGGGGUACUGUGAAUGUUGGGGAAACUGCACUAUAACGAGCCUUUGAUUGAAUCCCAGCUGAGAUUGAGCCAAUGGACAUGAACUGACGGGGUAUUAAUGAGAAGAAUGUUGACAUUCUCCAGAGGUUGACUGGUCCACUGUCUAUUACCCAUGGCCUUAAUAUAGAAUAAUCAUAGACUGCCUAUUAACCAUGGCCUUAAUAUAGAAUAAUCAUAGACUGGUCCAUUGUCUAUUAACCAUGGCCUUAAUAUAGAAUAAUCAUAGACUGGCUAUUACCCAUGGCCUUAAUAUAGAAUAAUCAUAGACUGGUCCACUGUCUAUUACCCAUGGCCUUAAUAUAGAAUAAUCAUAGACUGCCUAUUAACCAUGGCCUUAAUAUAGAAUAAUCAUAGACUGGUCCACUGUCUAUUACCCAUGGCCUUAAUAUAGAAUAAUCAUAGACUGGUCCACUGUCUAUUACCCAUGGCCUUAAUAUAGAAUAAUCAUAGACUGCCUACUACCCAUGGCCUUAAUAUAGAAUAAUCAUAGACUGGUCCACUGUCUAUUACCCAUGGCCUUAAUAUAGAAUAAUCAUAGACUGGUCCACUGUCUAUUACCCAUGGCCUUAAUAUAGAAUAAUCAUAGACUGCCUACUACCCAUGGCCUUAAUAUAGAAUAAUCAUAGACUGGUCCACUGUCUAUUACCCAUGGCCUUAAUAUAGAAUAAUCAUAGACUGGUCCACUGCCUAUUAACCAUGGCCUUAAUAUAGAAUAAUCAUAGACUGGUCCACUGUCUAUUACCCAAGGC
Molecule: messenger RNA, 1086 nt
Organism: Oncorhynchus keta (chum salmon)
Lineage: Eukaryota; Metazoa; Chordata; Actinopteri; Salmoniformes; Salmonidae
Product: thymic stromal cotransporter homolog
Exons: 2
Coding region: 4-249 (81 amino acids)
Source: RefSeq, a predicted model, not a curated record